CGAGAUAAGAAACUCCCUAAGAAUGUCUCUGCAUCCCUUGGUUUCGCUUUCCAUCCUCCUAUUACUGCUUGCUGCAAAUGCAAAUGCCGCAAGUGAUACUAAUCCGAAUGAUAAUGCAGGCAUCAAAAUGUUUGGCAACGUUGGCUCUGAUCCCCCCAAGUCCAUGGACUGGAGACGUUUGGGGGCCGUCACACCUGUGAAAGAUCGCAAAGGAUGCCAGAAUGGUAGCUGGGCUUUUGCGGCAGCAGAAGCCAUCGAGGGAAUCAACAAGAUUGCGACUGGAGUGUUGGUGGAGCUGUCGGCGCAGCAGCUGCUGGAUUGCUCCCGGAGCUACGGUACCGAUGGCUGCCACAGCGGGUUUCCCCAGAACGCAUUUGAUUACCUUGACGACACAGGGAAUGGCCUCUCCACCGCAUCGGAUUACCGCUUCACAGGAUUCAAUGGCACCUGCCGAAAACACAACCGCUGCUCCGUAGGCAUUGACAAUUACGACUAUAUCGGGAGCUCCAGCGACGACACUGAGAUCGUCAAGCAGGUUGCCAAGCAGCCCGUGACAGCUCUAAUCGAUGGCAACGCGCCGGAGUUCCAUCGCUACAAAGGGGGGAUUUACAAGGGCCCGUGCAAAGACGACCAGGCAACGCCGUAUCUAGCAGUGCUCAUCGUCGGCUAUGGAUCAGAAAACGGCCAAGACUAUUGGAUCAUCAAAAACUCGGCGGGGACAAACUGGGGAGAGCAAGGCUACAUGAGGCUGCAGCGUGGUAACCAUGGCCUUCCACUGGGUCGAUGUGGAGUAAAUGGCUUCGUCUACUUUCCUGUCAAAGAGAAGGUACGACCAUCUCCAUAGCCACCAUCACCAUCUCCGCCACCACCACCACCGUCAUCUCUGCCGCCACCCUCUCCUCGACCACUGCCAUCACCCUGCAGUUUUAUUUUGCCGUUCCAUACUUCGCAUUAAAAUGUACUCUCUUUAAACAUGUUUACCUUGACUAAAUUCCCUUAGAGAAUUUCCAAACUUCGAACUUGUUUAAAAGAAACUCAAAUUAUGAUCCCA
Molecule: messenger RNA, 1051 nt
Organism: Selaginella moellendorffii
Lineage: Eukaryota; Viridiplantae; Streptophyta; Lycopodiopsida; Selaginellales; Selaginellaceae
Product: zingipain-1
Exons: 4
Coding region: 23-844 (273 amino acids)
Cellular component (GO): lysosome
Molecular function (GO): cysteine-type endopeptidase activity
Source: RefSeq, a predicted model, not a curated record